Messenger RNA from Mytilus trossulus (common blue mussel), 4608 nucleotides. RefSeq lists its product as uncharacterized. The coding region runs from base 64 to 1404 and encodes 446 amino acids. The record is from RefSeq and is a predicted model, not a curated record. The transcript has 20 exons. Gene Ontology annotation, molecular function: protein binding. Lineage: Eukaryota; Metazoa; Mollusca; Bivalvia; Mytilida; Mytilidae.
GUUUCAAAUGAUGCUGACAUCAACUUCCGUAGCAGCCGAUGCUGAACAUUUCAUCCAGAUGUAAUGCCACUGCAUGAUCCUCUGUUAAAGAGACUUAAAGGAAUAGUUCUUGAUCUUAGGAUAAAGAAAGAUGUCAUCACAGACAACAGUCCUGUACUAACAGAACUUUGUAUAAUACUAGAGGAUAUCUUUACAAGGGGAUGUAGAGACACAUCAUGGUUUAACAAAACAAAUUACAGAUAUUGGACGUGGAUUGAAAAGAUUUCACAAAGUGGAAGGUAUCAGCCAGCAUUUCACAUGGUAAUAGAUACAGUAAAAGAUUGUAAAAAGACAUGUACAGACUGUGGACGUGGCAGACUAUUUAUUAGGUCAGCUUUAUCAAAGAAAGUAUUGGCAGUUCCAGUGCAACAGAUUGUUAAAGACCAACAGCUACUACAAGAAUUCUACUAUUCAUAUAACACAGUAAUAGGAGAUGAAAUAUUGUCUGAAAUUCUGAUAUCCCUCUUACUGGAGAUUUCAGAGGUCACAUUCCAUUUAAAGAUUCAUAAUUCCAGUUUCUUGGACAAAACUUGGGAACUGCCUAUUUAUAAAAACUUUGAAUUUGUACCAUGUGGAGAUCUUGGUUUGAAUGUACAACAGGUUCAGGAAUAUUUUAUUGUCAAGUCAAUAAAACCUGGAAGUGUGGCAGAGGAAGAUGGAAAGAUAGGACCAGGGGAUGUUAUUGAUGAAUUAUAUAGCUUUGCUCUUACUCCACUUAGUCUUCCAAAUGUACAUAAAUUAAUGGCAAAGCAUAAAGGUCUACCAGUGUAUGUUGGUGUCAUUAAGCUUUGUGACAGAGCAGGGAAGUAUUUUCCUCCUAUUGUCCGGUUACUGGAAGAGAUCAAUAUAAAUCCCAGAACUUUACAGAAGGAGAUAGUACCAGAUGAUAAGGAUAACAACAAUUCAGACAGGAAACCAGGACAUGCUAUUCUACCAGAGGAAGAGGAUGCUGAGAGACCUGUUCACGCUCCUGAUGGAAGUGCAUUAUAUAAAGCAACAUACCUUGGCAAUGUAGAUCUUGGACCAGAUGGUAGAGUUAACAGAAUAGAAGAUGGAGUAGAUUUAGUGCUUAGAAAUCACAAACAAGUAAUUGAAGUUUUGAUGGAUCUGAGGGAGAAGGAUGUCAUUGUUAGUGAUGCUACCAACAACAACAAGGUAAUUUUACGCCAAACCUAUACAGAAAUUUCAGCCUGUGGAAGAAGAACUGAUUUGAUGAAAUACUUUGGAUACAUUGCAGGAGAGACCACAUGCAGUUUAGCUCGUAACUUUCUGUGUCAUGUGUUUGAAGCAAGAACUGAAGAACAGGCCAAAUUGAUUCUAUGCACAUUAGCUCAAGGAUUUGAAAGAACCCACCUGUUGUUGUGACAACAGUAGUAUAUACUUUUAGAAGAACAACCUAGCUGGCAGUAGUGUGGUGUUGAAAGACAAUACAAACAUUUUAUGUACCUGCACCAUUUUACCUGAUGUUGUAGUCAGUGCAAUAUCUGCCAACAUUUAACUUGGUGCAAAUGUGUCCCAUACAUACACAUUUUUUUCCCCAUUUGCAAAAGGUAAAGAAAUGAAUCAAAACUAACUGUUAGUUAAAUUUGACUUGGCUGGCCAGAUUAGCAUGUGUUAAAUUUGACUUGGCUGGCCAGAUUAGCAUGUGUUAAAUUUGACUUGGCUGGCCAGAUUAGCAUGUGUUAAAUUUGACUUGGCUGGCCAGAUUAGCAUGUGUUAAAUUUGACUUGGCUGGCCAGAUUAGCAUGUGUUAAAUUUGACUUGGCUGGCCAGAUUAGCAUGUGUUAUAUUUGACUUGGCUGGCCAGAUUAGCAUGUGUUAAAUUUGACUUGGCUGGCCAGAUUAGCAUGUGUUAUAUUUGACUUGGCUGGCCAGAUUAGCAUGUGUUAAAUUUGACUUGGCUGGCCAGAUUAGCAUGUGUUAUAUUUGACUUGGCUGGCCAGAUUAGCAUGUAAAUAAUAAGAAUUUACCAAAAUACCAAACUCCAAGGUCAGUUCAAAGUCACAUAAACAGAUUAAGAGUAGUCUGAUUACUAAGAAGAUUUGAAAAAACUUUACGGAUAAUUUGUUAAUCUUUUAUAAGAUAUAAAAGUAUAAAUUACACUUAUCUGGUAAAAAAUGGAAGUCUGAUAGAAAGUAUGAGAUAAAAUCAUUUAAACAAAAAAACAUAUUCUUUUGAAAUAAAUCUUGAACUAAAACUAACACUCACAAUUAUAUUUUUGUAUACAAUUGAAGUGUUUGGAGAGAAAGAUAUUUUUUUUUUAUUAAUUUGAAAUUCGAUUUCAGAGAGACUCAGAUCAUAUAAAUAGAAAUCACUUUAUAAUCAUUUAAGUUAUACUUAAAGUACAAAUAGUAAUACAGUUAUAUACAGUUGUUGGCAGGUAUUUCAUAUAAGAUUUAGGAUGGGUUUUAUGUAGUCUGGAAGGAAAUAUAGUACUGUUAGAGUGUGUCACAUUUUAUAUUUUACCUGGUUGUGAACAAGUUUCAUUACAUUCCAUUUUUUAACUAGAACAAAUAUUGUGUCAAAGAAUUGAAAAAGAUUUUUAGUAAUUAUGUUAAUGAAUAGAAAUAUGCAAACUGUUUUUGUUUUUUUUUCUGUGUCAUGAAAACAUAUGCUGUUUGAGGUAAAGCAAGUGCCCUCAAAUUUUAUAGUCACUGGCUGUCUAGCUUGAUUUCAGUUUUUUUUACUAUGUAAUCUUCUUUAGAUCCUAGUCUGGCAUAAAGUUGUUAUAAUUUCCCAUUCUUAUUACAUAGUAUCUAUUUAAUGAUCAAUUCAAGAAACUGAAAUCCAUAUUUAUUUAUUUAUAUUUACAAACAUGUUUUCACCUUAUCAACCAGCUUACAAAUCAGAUUGUCAAACAAGCAAUACUGAUAACUUCUAACAUCAGGGUUUGAUUGCAAUGAAUAUUUUGAUCAAGUUGUUUGUUUUAUUUAUGUAACUUUUUUUUUUAAUUGGUAUCUUUAUAUUCUAUUGGGGUAUUUGUUUUUUUCUUUCUCUUUCUCUUUCCCAAUUCAAUAUUAUCAUGUUGUUGUAUUAUAUUUUUGAAUGAUUAUAUUUAACUAUUCUUGUUUUAUUGUCAUCACUUGUUGUCAGUCUUCUGAAAACAUUUUUUUCCCAUUGCAUAUUCUGAACCAAGUUUAAUCAAUAAAUCAUCCUAUGGGCAUUAUUAGUAUCAUUAUCAAUACACUACUUUAACCUUUAUUACUAUAAAUAAAACACCGUAAAACUUCAUACAUAUGAACUAUAGUGUUAAUGGGAUAUUGGAUUUUCGUUAAUAAAGUGUGUGACUAACCCCUCCAACUAGUCUUACUUUAGUUAUUUAUAAGUUAAUAACUCCUUCUAGUCUAACUGUAGUAACUGACAAGUUAAUAUUAACCCUUCUACUAGUCUUAAUGUAGUAAAACAAGAUAAUUUUAACUCCUUCUACUAGUCUUACUGUAGAAACUAAAGUGUUAAUAUAAACCCCCUUCUACUAGUCUUUAAAAGAGCGACUCAUAAAUCGAAAAUUAACUGACAACGCCUGGAUAAAAAUAAAAAGACAAACAGACAAAUAGACAAACAAUACUUUAAUUUAUCAAGUAGCAAGUUAAUAUUAAAUCCUUCUAGUCUUACUGUAGAAACUAAUAAGUUAAUAUUAACCCCUUCUGUAGCUACUAUUAUAUAUUAACUUCUCUCAGUAGUCUUUACCUUAGUCGGAAGUUAAUAGUAACCCCUUCCACUAGUUCUACUGUAGUAAAAAACAAGUUAAUAUAAAAUGUAGAAAAAUACUGAAUUCUGAGGAAAGUCUCUAAUCAAAUGGCAAAAUCAAAAGCUCAAACACAUCAAUUGAAUGGACACCAACUGUCCUAUUCCUAUCUUGGUACAGGCAUUCCCAGUAUUCUCACUUCAGUAGGAAUGUACCGAUAAUAUUAAACCCUCCUACUAAUGUUACUGUAGUAACUAAAAUAGUUGACAUUUGGUUUAAAAGAACUGAGCUGGGAAUUAGUCUCAUUAGUAAUCUCCUCUAAAAACAAGGUGGAUGAUUAUAUAUAUACUAAAGUAUAGGUUAAUUUAGAUUUUUUGGUAUGUUUGAUUUGAAUUGAGUUCCCUUUUCGUAGAAUAUAUUUUUUUAAACUACUCUGGUGUUUUAUUACAUGGCUUUUAAAAAAAGUGUUAGAUUUUUUGCAGGUCAGAUAAAAAGAGUAAACUCUAUAAUAGUAUUUAGGUUUUCAAAUAUCUAUUUGUAUAAUUUGAUAAGGUUGAUUACUGAAGAUAUAGAAACAUGCAGUAGUUAUAUAUACAUGAUUUUGUUUGUUCAUUUAAAUGAUCUCUAAAAAUUGAAAGAACAAAUAAUCAUUUGCUUGAUCCUUUAAAAAGUGCUGAGAUAAUGUGUGUUUUUUUUUUAUCAAAUUAACUCAUGAGAGUGACUUUUGCUAGUUAGGUGAGAAAGACUAUUUUCUAGGAACUUUUUGUUAGAUCUGUUAUAUUUUGCUGGGAAGGUUGUUUCUUUAAAUAUUAUUUCCUUGUUUUCAUAUAUUUAUUUAUUGGUUUAUUUAUAUUUUUUUAUACAUUAAAAUAUAUCCAUUUGUA